Molecule: messenger RNA, 1242 nt
Organism: Penicillium oxalicum
Lineage: Eukaryota; Fungi; Ascomycota; Eurotiomycetes; Eurotiales; Aspergillaceae
Exons: 9
Coding region: 1-1242 (413 amino acids)
Molecular function (GO): FAD binding; monooxygenase activity
Source: RefSeq, a predicted model, not a curated record
AUGUCACCUUUCCGGAUUGUCAUUGUGGGAGGCGGAAUCGCAGGCCUCGCUGCGGCGAUCGCGCUGCGAGGACCUAAUCGCCAAAUCACCGUAUUGGAGCAAUCGAGAUUGAACAAAGAGAUCGGUGCCUUGAUCUCAUUACAGCCAAAUGCUUCCAGAAUUGUCGAGUCAACAUGGAGCUUGAAGAAAGAAUUGGUGGCGGCGCGAUCAAUGGUCGAUGAAGGGUUCCGCGUCUACAACACUGACGGCGUGCUGGUGAACUCGGUGCCGCUUUCCACAACAGCCGAAUACGGUGCCGAGCGUUUAUGUUUCCACCGUAGAGACUUUCACGAUCAAUUAAAGGAAGCGGCGAUCUCAACUGAGCGCGAGGGCGAACCUGUCACCGUCCGAACCGCAUCCCGAGUCGUCGACUGUGAUCCUGUGACGGGGUCUGUCACACUGGAAGAUGGCGAAGUUGUCACUGCUGACUUUGUAGUCGCUGCCGAUGGAAUUCACAGCGUGAUUCGCAAGCAUGUCUUGCAAGAGGAGCCAUCUCCGUUACCGACAGGUCAUUCCGCGUAUCGUUUGAUGAUCCCCAGCGAGACACUAGAGAAGGAGGAGCCCGACUUUUGUUCCAAGAUCAACCCUCGUGCUCCCUACACUUCCAUGAUGGUAGCGCACAAUUGCCGACUGGUGAUGGGUCCCGGGAGGCAAGGCGAGGUCUUUGGAAUCGUUGCGCUCGUGCCAGACGAGCAAAUGAACGAAGAUCCCUCCGCGAAGCAAUCAUGGGUCGCCGAGGGUAACUUGCAAAAGAUGCUCGAUACAUUCUCCGAAUUCCCUCAAUGGAUGACCAGCACAUUCAAACAUUCCUCCGAUCUUGGACUGUGGCAACUGCGGGACCUGGACCCUCUCAAGACCUGGCAUCGAGGACGUGUCCUCCUGAUUGGCGAUGCUGCUCAUGCCAUGCUUCCCACGCAAGGCCAAGGCGCAAGUCAAGCAAUAGAGGAUGCAGAAGCCCUAGGUGCCUUUUUUGAGGGCAUUACCGAGCCACCAUCAGCCGAGGCUUUGUCCCAAAUCUUGGACGAUAUCUUCCAAACUCGCUACUCCCGUGUCAGCCUGAUUCAAGCCUACAGCCGAGACGCGGCAAAGCCCGCUGCCGAGAAGAAGACGGUGACAUUGCGUCCGGAUCAAUUUAUGAAAUUCAAUUGCAUGUACAAGGGAGCGAAAGCUUGGAGCAACCAGCAGAUACCAGCAUCAGCAUAA